Messenger RNA from Cynara cardunculus var. scolymus (artichoke), 1095 nucleotides. Its product is annotated as DNA damage-repair/toleration protein DRT100-like. The transcript has a single exon. The record is from RefSeq and is a predicted model, not a curated record. NCBI's taxonomy places the organism in Eukaryota, Viridiplantae, Streptophyta, Magnoliopsida, Asterales, Asteraceae. Bases 1 to 1095 code for a protein of 364 amino acids. Gene Ontology annotation, molecular function: protein binding.
AUGGAAGCUACAUACUUGGUGGUCAUGAUGACACUACUCGCCGGCGUCGUCAUCUCCUGCCCUCCGUCGGACCGGGGAGCAUUGUUGGCUUUCAAGUCCGCCCUGACCGACCCUUACUUGGGCAUUUUUAACACCUGGACCGGCUCCGACUGCUGCACCGGCUGGUACGGUAUCAGCUGCGAUCCAACUGAAGGCCGGGUCAAUGACAUUAUCCUACGUGGCGAGUCGGAACACACGUUGUUUGCGGUAGCCGGCCGAACCGGUUUCAUGUCCGGUUCACUUUCACCUUCCCUGUGUUCGCUUGACCGGCUCACUACUCUAAUCGUCGCAGACUGGAAGGGUAUAUCCGGCGAGAUUCCGGCGUGUAUCACUUCACUCCCUCGCCUCCGCAUCCUAGACCUCGUCGGAAACCAGAUCACCGGCGAAAUCCCCGUUGACAUUGGAAAUCUCGGAAAACUCACUGUUCUCAAUGUUGCUGAUAACAACAUCACUGGCAAUAUACCUCAAUCAAUCGUAAGCCUCGGGAAUCUCAUGCAUCUGGACCUCAGAAACAACCGAAUCUCCGGUGAAAUUCCGGCGAAUCUCGGCAAGCUCUCGAUGAUGAGCAGAAUUUUACUGAAACAAAACGAACUUACCGGAAGUAUCCCGACUUCGAUCACCAGCAUCUACCGUCUGGCUGACUUAGAUCUGUCAAUGAAUCAAAUCUCUGGUUCAAUUCCUGCUCAACUAGGAUCAAUGCCGGUUCUUUCUACACUCAACUUAGACAGCAACCAACUCUCUGGGGAGAUUCCGGGAUGUCUACUAAGAAGCAAUGGUUUAAACAUAAUGAAUCUAAGCCAUAACGCUCUCGAAGGCUACUUGCCGGAUGUUUUUAGUUCGACAACGUACUUCUCCAUGCUAGAUUUAUCGUUCAACGAAUUGAAAGGGUCUAUACCUGCAUCUUUAGCUUUUGCAAGGUAUAUCGGACAUCUGGACCUGAGCAACAACCACCUCUGUGGCGAAAUUCCGGUGGGAUUCCCGUUCGAUCACUUAGAAGCGUCGUCGUUCUCCGACAAUGAUUGCCUCUGCGGUGCGCCUCUCAUGCGAGUUUGUUAA